UCUUUCUGCUACAGCUCCUCCUCCUCCUGUUAUUUCCGAGCUUCCCUCACCUCGCAGGCUCUAUACGAGGCUGUGGAAGGGGCACCAGAAGAGGGAGCUUGAGGGUGGGAUGUCCAGGACGGGGCUCUGAAAUUUCCACGGUGAAUUGUUGACUUGCGGCAGCGAUGUUCCGCCCUCCGAUGGUUCACGGGCUGCGGCUCUACAGCUCACGGGCGGCCAGGAGGAAGGAAAUGUUAGACAGGAUCAUCCGAGUGGACCAUGCCGGGGAGCUCGGGGCGGACCGGAUCUAUGCCGGGCAGAUGGCUGUGUUAGGGAAGACGAGCGUUGGUCCGGUGAUCCAGCACAUGUGGGACCAAGAGAAGGAGCAUAAGGCGAAGUUUGAGGAGCUGGUGCCCAAGUAUAGAGUGCGGCCCACGGCUCUUCUCCCCAUCUGGAACGUGGCCGGCUAUGUCCUGGGAGCGGGAACGGCUCUGCUUGGACGCGAGGCAGCCAUGGCAUGCACAGUGGCCGUUGAGUCCGUCAUCACCGACCACUACAACUCACAGCUGCGGGAGCUCAUCGAUCUCGGCGAGGAGGAAAACAAGGAGCUUAUCGAGGUCAUACAGAAGUUCCGAGACGACGAGAUGGACCACCACGACACGGGGCUGGCACACGACGCAGAGCAGGCACCCGCAUAUGCCGUUCUCAGCAAUGUGAUCAAGACUGGGUGUAAGGCGGCGGUGUGGCUGUCCGAGAGAGUCUAGCCCAGUGUGGUGUGUUGUUGUUGUUGAAGCGAGCGAUCUGCCUCAAACAACCAGUGCCACGGUUCAACACAAGAGUUAUCGUAAGCUCUCGAAACAAACUAUUCUUAUAAACCAAACCAUAAACUCUCUAUAUACCAAACUAGCCUCUAUUGAAACGAAACUAAACUCCAUGAACCAAGCUGUGCCCUCCAUGUGCUAUACUCUACUCCAUAUACCAAAGUAGAAUAUUUAAGUCAAACUCUUCUCUUCAUAAGCCAAACUAUACUCUUCAUAUUAAUCAUGUUCUCAAUGCGACACACAGAUAUUUAAGAGGUUUUCUGUAUAUAGCUUCCUCAAAUUUCUUACCUUCUAAAUCAACAUCAUAGUAUUUUGUGAUCGGUCUGAAGAGUUUUUAACCCCUUGUGUUGAACUGAAAUUGGCCCAUAGUGGUUUGUGCCUUGCUGUGAUCUGCCUUCCCUUUAGUCAGUUAAAUGAUCUCUGUUUAGUUUCCUUCACCUGUUGGAUCAUCAAAUACAGUAACCUUCAUCAAGUCCAAAGUUAUAUGAUUUGUCCCUGUGUUGCCUCCUCCACCAGUCUGAUUUCUCCAUGCCACCAAAGAUCAUGAAGUCAAUAGGCAGGUCCCAGAAACAUCAUACAAGUGCAAUGUAAAUACGUACGGCUGUUUGUAUCGAAAGCACAUUUUUGAUCCGCAGUCCAACUCUAACCUCAAUGUACAUAGCAUGAGAGUAAGUCCAAUUUUCGUAACUGAUUUGUAGUAAAGUACUUUUGGA
Molecule: messenger RNA, 1513 nt
Organism: Eriocheir sinensis (Chinese mitten crab)
Lineage: Eukaryota; Metazoa; Arthropoda; Malacostraca; Decapoda; Varunidae
Gene: Coq7
Product: 5-demethoxyubiquinone hydroxylase, mitochondrial-like
Exons: 4
Coding region: 165-743 (192 amino acids)
Biological process (GO): regulation of gene expression; regulation of reactive oxygen species metabolic process; ubiquinone biosynthetic process
Cellular component (GO): nucleus; mitochondrial inner membrane
Molecular function (GO): 3-demethoxyubiquinol 3-hydroxylase activity
Source: RefSeq, a predicted model, not a curated record